UCUAGGACGUCCCCAGACGAACUUUGACUUAGACCGCGGGGGCACAAUGCUGGGGAGGAACCCGCCAGCCCGACGGCUUCAUUUUUAGAAGGAAGAAACUGAGGCUGGGAUUGAAGCAGUGGCUAGAGAGAGGGCAGAACCCCAAGAAAGGGAGGCGCGCCUCCCCAUAAGUAGGCAGGACUCAGUGGGGAGGGAGGACGCAGGCGAGACGACCAGCCACCUGUCUGCAGCAGCCACAGCCAGCCCGUCGAUCCCGCAAGUGGUCGCUCUCCCUCCGGCCCCGCCCCCGCAGCAUGCAGUGAGAGCCUGUCGGACCCGAGCCGCUGCCCACAGUCCAGCAGCCGCGCCUGCCCGAUCCUCUCCCGUCUACGCUCUCCAGUGCACCAGCGCAUCCAGCUCAAGAUGCAGCGGUGCGGCCGCAGCCUCCUGUUCGCCUCCCUCAUCCUGUGUGCCACGCUGUCCGAGACCCUGGGGCUCGUGCUCUCCGCCAAGGAAAAGAGAGGCUGGACCUUGAACAGUGCUGGGUAUCUCCUUGGUCCACAUGCGGUCGAUAACCACAGAUCAUUUAAUGACAAGCAUGGCCUCGCUGGCAAACGGGAGCUCCAGCCUGAAGAUGGCAUGAAGUCAGGAAACUUCGCAAGACCCACAACUGAUGACAACAUUGUGCGUACCGUACUUGAGUUUCUGACAUUCUUGCAUCUCAAAGAAGCUGGGGCCCUUGAUAGUCUGCCGUUGGCAAUCUCCUCAGAAGAAACAAAUCAGCCCUGAGAGAAUGUGCUUGCUUUUGUCUGUGUUUGUGAGCCUCAAGUCCCAUUUUACUUUGAUGGGCUUUGAUGGAAUGGAGUUCAAGGUGUGGUGGUUGAUAGUCAUCUAGAAGCUUGACAUGUAGUAAACUCCUCCUGUCUCUUCUCCCCUCCCUGCUGUGAUGUUAGAACCCAAGAUUUUGUUUUCGUAAAUAUUUUACUUUAUGUGAUAAAAUAAAAAACAGCAAAGGA
Molecule: messenger RNA, 995 nt
Organism: Monodelphis domestica (gray short-tailed opossum)
Lineage: Eukaryota; Metazoa; Chordata; Mammalia; Didelphimorphia; Didelphidae
Source: RefSeq, a predicted model, not a curated record